CUGCCAGACACAUUUUAUUUAACGAUUGCUUCAUAUCUGUAUAAAAUUGGUAUUUGGACGACAGAUUUGCGAUCUAGAUUUGGCAAAAUGCGUUGGUUCAGCAAGGUUGCUCCUAUAACGAAAAGGCAUGGGGUUAUUUUACAUUUACUAAUAUUGAUACAAGUGUCUUCCUCUGAGAAAGACAUCCUUUGUCCCCGAGGACAGUCGAGUGAGGAAAUUAACUGGGAUAAGCUUUAAGGAAUAUGGAAGGAUGUGAUUGAUAUUCCGACUUCAUUGAAGCCUGUCACAUGCUGGACAUACGAAGAUCCCAGUCCGAACGAAAUGGGAUUCACAGUGAAAAUUCAUAAAAGUAAUAUCACCAGUGUAUCGCAUGAGCAGACAUUUGUUCUGCAAUACAAAGAGAAGCGUCCUGGAGUUUAUACCGAAAACGACUUAAUCAAAGAUACAUCUGGUCUGGAAACUAUUUUACUAACGGACGAUGAAAUUUUGAUUUUAGUUGAAUGCUACAAUGAAGGAUGGCAUGCUUUCGUAAAGAGCCGGGAUCCGCACGAUAUAAAUAUCGGAUAUCUCGAUAGAAUAUCCACAAUGUUGAGAAGCGUUGGACUGAGCUCUCCGAUCAUGACACUGAAGAAUGGAUGUUUUGAAAAAAGUGAUAUUUGAUGAAACAUAUCUAAUGAACGUUGUUGCUUUUGUUAAGUUAUUCAGUAAAUAUUACAAUGCUCAACACUAAUAAACUCAUUUAAGCAGA
Molecule: messenger RNA, 748 nt
Organism: Styela clava
Lineage: Eukaryota; Metazoa; Chordata; Ascidiacea; Stolidobranchia; Styelidae
Source: RefSeq, a predicted model, not a curated record